Messenger RNA from Dictyostelium purpureum, 282 nucleotides. RefSeq lists its product as uncharacterized. NCBI's taxonomy places the organism in Eukaryota, Evosea, Eumycetozoa, Dictyosteliales, Dictyosteliaceae. The record is from RefSeq and is a predicted model, not a curated record. The coding region runs from base 21 to 281 and encodes 86 amino acids. The transcript has 2 exons.
AAACAAAACAAAACAUCAAAAUGACAAUCUUAUCUGCUUUAACUUCAUUAUCUCCAAUGAGCACCAGCUCAAAAUCAAGCAUCAGCUCAAAGAGUGCUUCAUUAUCAAUGUCUUCAAAUAAAGUUGCAUGCGGUGGUUGUGGCGGUAGUGGUCCAAUCUUUAUUCCAGCAGCUGCCAAUAUUGAUGUUAAUGUCAAUGUUGAUAUCAAUUUAACUGCCGUCACCAGUAUUGUUGGUGGAAUCGUCGGUGGAUUAUUAGGUGGUUCAUGUGGUUGCAAUUAAA